AUACAACAGAUGUUCGAGAUGCGACGCGCACUUUAGCAAAACUCCAAAACUUAAUACAAUUGCAUUCAUGCGUUAAAUCCUUUGCGACAGCUUGCCAAAUCCAAUUUCAUAAAAUCAAGAAAAAUCUGUGGUUGAGACUGCUCGUUUACCUACCACUCUAAAAAAACGCAUUCUACUUUGUUUACUUAUACGCAAUUGAAGCACGGCCCAGGGAAAUCGGUGACAAUGGCUACGCCAGCGGGUUACAAGCCAUCGCCUCUCGGAUACGGCUCUCCUCGAAGUUCCCCUUUUCGACGACCAGAAUCUCCCGCCUCGCCGUCAUCAAUCAAAUAUACAACACCGACUCCCUCACCUGCAAAACCCAGCGGCCUACAUACCCCUUCUAGAUUCGCUGCUACGGUAGAAUCUCCUACCAGCUCAGAAGGACUGACUCCUCGUGGAUACGGUCAGACGAACGAUAUGCCUUUCACACAAUCCCUCGCCUCUCCGCCACACAUAGCGUCACGGGCUCCAUCGCCACUGCACGCCGCAGCUCAGGGGAACGCACUUUCUCAAUUACAACCGGCACAGCUCCGAGUACUCAGAGAUGUAUUCCAGAUUCUGGAUAGAGACAGCGAUGGUGUUGUGAAUAGGGAGGAUGUCGUAGACAUGCUCAAUCAACUCGGACUACCAUCCAAGCAAUCUGACAUCUCGCAAUUCUUCCCUCCAGGCGGCCCGCAAACGACGACCCUCGCGGUAUUUCUCAACUCGAUAGCCACAACACUGGUUGCGAUGUCGCCGAGUGCAGAGCUGCUAUCGGCGUUUUCGGCCUUCGACGACGACGACAGCGGCCAAGUCGACUUCUCCGAGCUGCGUGACGCUCUGCUGCACACCGCUCCGGAACCGGGCGAGAGAGCCCUGACGGCGACCGAGGUGGACAAGAUCAUGCUCGGGUUCAGCGGGAGAAGAGCGUUCAGCAAGAGCAUGGCCGGCGGCGGGUUGAGCAAGCGCGGUGAGGUGUUCAAGUAUCAAGAGUUCGUGAAUUCCAUCGUAGGCGGCAAUGGGUCGUCAGAGCCGAGCUCCCAUGAUAACUCCGAAGAGUGAAAAAAUUAUUCUUCCAAUGAAAAGAAAAAAGAAACAGAAAAAAAGAAAAAAGAAAACCUAAUUCUUGUACUAUGUGCUGGAGAGGUAUGGGACGGAUCGGGGGCUUCGCGAAUAAAGCACUGGCUCGAGUGCUAGAGUAAGGAGUUCCAGGCGGAUGAACACGACUAUAAUAGUUACUGUAAUUACAUUUGCGUUUUUUUCCUUUUUCUUUUAUAUGAAGUCCUUUCGUAUUCGAGGACAUACAAGGUACUGGGUUAGGGGGUAAGGACACACAUUUAUCGAGGCUAGACCUUGACAAUUUUCAGCGUAGUUGAGCUACCUGAAAAACAAAGCUGUCACAUUAGGUACCGUUACUGGAAGAUGGCGGUUUAUAAGAUUAGAUUUCUGUACACGAGUUUAACUAGGGAAUAUCAACAAUGAAGAAGUCUAAAAACAUAGUAAUAUACCAGCUACCGAGCCCCUAGUCAUAAGGCUUUACUGAAUUUGGACCGGGCACAUGGCUGGCAAUAUCCGAAUCUUGAACUAGGGAGGGCUUG
Messenger RNA from Daldinia caldariorum, 1619 nucleotides. Its product is annotated as EF-hand. The coding region runs from base 226 to 1083 and encodes 285 amino acids. The transcript is spliced from 3 exons. Lineage: Eukaryota; Fungi; Ascomycota; Sordariomycetes; Xylariales; Hypoxylaceae. The record is from RefSeq and is a predicted model, not a curated record. Gene Ontology annotation, molecular function: cytoskeletal motor regulator activity; myosin heavy chain binding; calcium ion binding. Gene Ontology annotation, biological process: actomyosin structure organization; mitotic cytokinesis. Gene Ontology annotation, cellular component: myosin II complex; cytoplasm.